UGCCAGGUCUUCCUCUCCAUCAAGGGCAUCUACUACCAGGCAGAGGUGCUGGGCCAGCCCGUCACCUGGAUCACCCCCUACGCCUUCGCCCACGACCACCCCACAGACGUGGAUUACCGGGUCAUGGCCACCUUCACUGAGUUCUACACCACCCUCCUGGGCUUCGUCAACUUCCGCCUCUACCACUCCCUCAACCUGCUCUACCCCCCCAAGAUCGACAGCCAGGCUGAUGCUGAGCUGAAGCCCACGGAGGGCAAGGAGUAUGCCAUGGAUUCAGAGAGCUACCUGGAGAGACUGUCAGCUCUGAGCUCCAGCCUGGCCCGAGUAGUGGCACCGACCCACGAGGACGAGGUGGAGAUGGACGAGUUCCCGGUGGAGGGGGAGACGGCAGAGCAGAUGGAUGCCAAGAAGAAGGAGCAGGAGGCCCUGGAGAAGCACAAGAAGCUGUUUGAGGGGCUGCGCUUCUUCCUCAACAGGGAGGUGCCUCGGGAGCCUCUGGCCUUCGUCAUCCGGAGCUUUGGUGGCCAGGUCUCCUGGGACAAGUCCCUGUGCAUUGGGGCCACCUAUGACGCCACCGACCCCUCCAUCACCCACCACAUCAUCGACCGGCCCCGCGUGGAGAAGCAGGUGGUGGGCAGGUACUACCUGCAGCCUCAGUGGGUGUUUGACUCGGUCAAUGCCAAGCUGUGCCUGCCCGUGGCCGAUUACUUCCCGGGUGUCCUGCUGCCCCCGCACUUGUCACCCUUCGUGACGGAGCAGGAGGGUGACUACGUGCCUCCGGAGAAGCUGAAGCUGCUGGCCCUGCAGCGGGGAGAGAACCCAGAUGAGGAGAGUGAGGAAGAGGAAGAAGAGGAGGAGGAAGAGGAAGAUGACAAUGACAAAGAAGAGGAGGAGGAAGAUGAGUCUGAAAGGGAAGAGGAGAUGAAAUUAAAGAAGAUGGAAGAGCAGAAGACUCAGAGCAACAAGGCACUUCCCGUGAAGGUGACGGCGGGGAAGGUGCGGGUGGAGGACAAGCAGCGCCUGGAGCAGGAGCAGCAGAGCGAGGAGAAGCGCCUGGCCAUCAUGAUGAUGAAGAAGAGGGAGAAAUACCUCUACAAGAAGAUCAUGUUCGGCAAGAAGCGCAAAGUCCGUGAGGCCAACAAACUGGCUGCGAAGAGGAAAGCCCAUGACACGGCCCUCAGGGAGGAGAAGAAGAAGAGCAAGAAGGCACAACGAGCAUGAUGGGGCUGGGGGCUCCCAGAGGGGGCUGGAGGAUGGUUUUCCACUGCUGCUGUUGGGUGGAAAACCCUCGGCUUUGCUCCUGAGACAGAAAUGCUGUAUUGAAACGUUUCCCAACAGUAAAUACACCUCCUGCUGUGCCUCUCCCGUGGCUCCCUCCACGGAAUCCAUGUUACAAGGACUGUCCUCUCCAUGCUGGAGCCACCUCUGUGUGAGGAUGAGGUUGAGGAGAGCUCCAGGCUCUGGAAUGUUUCGUAUGGAUUUGCACAGCCCUGGGUGCCGGAUCCAGGCUCCCUUGGGCAGAGGAGUGCAGAGCCCAGAGUGCUCCCCAGUAUCCACAUAGAAAACCAUAUUCCCUUAUAUUUUUAUUUUUAAAUAAAGGUGUUGCUUUCCUGGU
This is a messenger RNA of Neopelma chrysocephalum (saffron-crested tyrant-manakin), 1615 nucleotides long. RefSeq names its product pescadillo ribosomal biogenesis factor 1 (gene PES1). Gene Ontology annotation, cellular component: PeBoW complex; nucleolus. Gene Ontology annotation, molecular function: RNA binding. The transcript has 10 exons. NCBI's taxonomy places the organism in Eukaryota, Metazoa, Chordata, Aves, Passeriformes, Pipridae. The record is from RefSeq and is a predicted model, not a curated record. The annotation marks the transcript as partial. Gene Ontology annotation, biological process: maturation of LSU-rRNA from tricistronic rRNA transcript (SSU-rRNA, 5.8S rRNA, LSU-rRNA); ribosome biogenesis.